Caenorhabditis angaria is the source of this 1824-nucleotide messenger RNA. The record is from the annotation of a GenBank genome assembly. Lineage: Eukaryota; Metazoa; Nematoda; Chromadorea; Rhabditida; Rhabditidae.
AUGGGGUAAGUAAAACACUUUGUCGCAGGUUUUCCAAAGUUUAUUUUCGUUAGAAUGAAUUCGUUAAGUUCGUGUCUUUUCCAUGUGUUUAUCUAACUUCUCUUCUCGAAAAAUCAAUCGAUCAAACAAAAAAAUCUGCGAUGCUCUUCUAGACUGAUCUGUCAAUGAAAUAACUCGUUUUUCACCUCCCCCUUUCAACUUUACCUAUACACUUCUCCUCCCCUUUUCACAUUUUUUCUCGUCUCGUCUGAACUCUCCACUCCUCCUUCAUAAUCUCGUCGCACAAACAAACAAAACUUUCUAACCGUCUACGUCUCUUCAUCUCACAUGAUUUUGGCGGGCCCCACGCUAGCGUCUCCCCACUUCUUUCAUUCUCUCCAAUGUUCUUUCUCGUCUCAGCUGCUUUCUUUUUCGUCUUCUUGCCAUUCUUUUUGUGUAGUCACAUGUUGUGUUGCUUGAUAUUACUUUUCGUCUCCAAUCUUUUCUCAUUUCAUUUCAAUUUCUAGAAAGUUUUCAGUCAGUUGGGCUGUUUUGUUUGGUAGCAACGAGACAAUCGUUUCGGUUUGAUUUUUAGUUUUAGUUGAUUUUUUUCCACAUGACUUUGGAUGGUUUAUAGGUCUCCCUAAGGACAGUGUUCGAUUGGUUUAUUACACAAUAAACUUCGCUUUUUCUCGUUCAUAAGGUCAUGUGAUUCCGAUCAAAACGACCUUUUCGAAAACAUUUUUCAUUAUGACGAAAGACGACGUAAUUUUCUCCCUUUUGCUCUAAUAUUUUAGCUCGUUGGAAAAUAUAGCAUUCGAAAUGUUUCCGACUAAUUAAUAGUGCUCUCAUAUUAAAAUUAUAGGCUUCUUUCUAAUCUCAGGUGUAGAAGUACGGAAGCCCCAAACAACAACAAAAUAUCGAUUACCACCACCCCCUCCUCUCACUGCUCUUUCCUUCUUUCUUACAAAUAUAGACAUCUGCUCGCCUUGCCCCAGCUGUCUCACUUUACUUUUGAUAUUUUUCAUAACCAACCAAACAAAUAAUAUUUCGAAAUAUAAAAAGUGAAAACUUAUCAAUCACAUGGUUUAUUUUUCGUCUUAUAGUAGUUGUAGUAUUAUUUUGCUGUUUUAGUUGUUAAAAUUGUUGAUGAUCUAAUUGCAGAACCGAAAAAAACAACAUGAAGUGGGCGUACAAAGAGGAGAACAACUUCGAGAAAAGACGUGCUGAAGGAGACAAGAUCCGCAAGAAGUACCCAGAUCGUAUUCCAGUGAGUUUAUCUAGAGAUAUAAUUAUAUUUGGCAUCCAAACACCAAUUAAAAACCCUUUGAUGUGUGACGUCAUCGGGUAGAACAGGUGUUUCAAAAGAACAAAAGAGCAAAACAAUAAUAUGCUCUAUUAUAACACGUAUUUUCCAGGUGAUCGUCGAGAAGGCACCAAAAUCGCGUCUUCGUGAUUUGGACAAAAAGAAGUACUUGGUUCCAUCUGACUUAACUGUUGGACAAUUCUACUUUUUGAUCCGGAAGAGAAUUCAACUUCGUCCAGAAGAUGCGCUCUUCUUCUUUGUCAACAAUGUCAUUCCACAAACCAUGACAACUAUGGGACAAUUAUACCAGGUAAAACAAAACACCUUUUUCCUUAAAUUGAAGUUUUUGUCAAAAACAAAACAAAAACGUGUUGCUACUGAAAAUGGAAAUCGAAAGUUUUUCAUUUAUAAAAUACAAAACUGGUUUAUUUCUCUCAACUAAAACAUAUUUUUUCCAGGACCAUCACGAGGAAGAUUUGUUCCUCUACAUUGCCUAUUCGGACGAAUCGGUUUAUGGAGGAGAAGUUGAAAAGAAGUAA